Colletotrichum destructivum is the source of this 606-nucleotide messenger RNA. RefSeq lists its product as uncharacterized. The transcript has a single exon. Lineage: Eukaryota; Fungi; Ascomycota; Sordariomycetes; Glomerellales; Glomerellaceae. The coding region runs from base 1 to 606 and encodes 201 amino acids. The record is from RefSeq and is a predicted model, not a curated record.
AUGCCUCCCAAGCGCGCCGUCAUCGUCAUCAACACCCCGCCCCAGCAGCGCUCCCCAAAGAACCUGAACCGCCUGCUGUCUCUCCCCGACCACCUGCGCCGCAGGAUCUACGCCCUCGUCUUCUUCAACGUCUCCGAGAUCGUCUUUGACCCCCGCGGCCGCCGCGACCUCACCCGUCGCGUCCGCAAGGGCCAGCCUGAAGCCUUCUACCCGACCGCCGACCGCCUCUUCCUCCUCACCUGCCGCCAGAUCUAUACUGAGGCACGCCCCGUCUACUGGGCCCAGUCCACCAUCAGCGCGGGCGGCAGCACGACCUUCGCCCUCCUGGCCGAGAGGCUGUCCGACCUGACCAAGGCGCACGCGGGCCACCUGCGCAACAUCGCCUGGGACGCGGGAUCCCACCAUGUGCUCGCGCAGUUCCCCCAGGCCAAGACGGUCGGCAUCCGUUGCGGCUGGCAGAAGCUGUUCCCUGGCGAGUACGACAACGUCACGCGCAACGACCGGUCCAUCAUCGCCCACCUCAUGGAGAAGAUUCGCCGCAAGCCGAAGGAUGUGCUCUGUCGGGGCGUGCAGUUCCUCAUCGACGCCGAGCUGUCCAGAGGCUGA